CGCAGGAGGGCGCGCGCCCGGGCACGCGCGGUUCCCUUCGCCCGCUCCCUCCUCCUCCCCCCACUUCCUCCCGCUCUCGUGGGGCUGGAUGGGCCUCACGGACGCUGCCCAGCGGAGCAGGCGGGCUCGCGGCCCCACGGGCCCCGGUGGUUCGCCUCCUCUCGGACCAGGCAGGCGGCGAGGCCCGGGCGGGAGGAGCGCUCGGCGCCGCUGAGGGGCCCCGGCCCUCUCUCCCCGGCGGCGGUGGCAGCAGUGGCGGCGGCGGCUUCUCCCCCGGUGCAAUAUGUUCAAGAGAAUGGCCGAAUUUGGGCCUGACUCCGGCGGGAGAGUGAAGGACAUGGAGUAAGUGACUGGACCUUGUGGCAGUUGGACCUUGUUUCAAAAGGCUGACAAUGCCCAUGACAACGGUACCCCAAGUGUGAACUUGCUAAAUGUUUGAUGAAGGUGAAGGCUGCAAGGAUUAAGCCUGUAGUGAAUGGCAUUUGUUCACUUACUGUGCUUUACUUCCCACAAACAGGGGGUUACUAUUGUUAAACCUAUAGUUUAUGGUAAUGUUGCUCGUUAUUUUGGAAAGAAAAGAGAAGAAGAUGGUCAUACUCAUCAGUGGACGGUAUAUGUAAAGCCGUACAGGAAUGAGGAUAUGUCAGCAUAUGUGAAGAAAAUCCAAUUUAAAUUGCAUGAAAGCUAUGGUAAUCCUUUAAGAGUUGUUACUAAGCCACCAUAUGAGAUUACAGAAACAGGUUGGGGUGAAUUUGAAAUAAUCAUCAAAAUAUUUUUCAUUGAUCCUAAUGAAAGACCUGUAACACUUUAUCACUUAUUAAAGCUGUUUCAGUCAGACACCAAUGCAAUGCUGGGGAAAAAGACUGUGGUUUCUGAGUUCUAUGAUGAAAUGAUAUUUCAAGAUCCAACAGCAAUGAUGCAACAGUUAUUAACAACAUCUCGCCAGUUAACCUUAGGAGCCUAUAAGCAUGAAACAGAAUUUGCUGAACUUGAAGUAAAAACCAGAGAAAAAUUAGAAGCUGCCAAGAAAAAAACAAGCUUUGAAAUUGCUGAACUUAAAGAGAGAUUAAAAGCAAGUCGUGAAACUAUCAAUUGUUUAAAAAAUGAAAUCAGGAAGCUUGAAGAAGAUGAUCAAACUAAAGAGAUAUAAAAGAAAAAUCUCAUGAGGACUUAGUAGGGAAGCAACUGAAAAGAGAGUGAAUUUUGUGGACUAAGUGCUAUUAUGUUUCUUAAAGGAAAUUCAGGAUAAUUAUCUAUCUUGGGCUUCUUAGCAAAGACUCCCAGGAUUUGUACCUCUCAAACAAUUUGAAUGUAAAAUCUGCGUAUGUAAUUAUAAAUGCACUGUACAGGCAUUUUGCUGAUCCAGUGAGGGCAUUUCUAUGACUUCAAGCACAACCUCUGGUUUAUUGUUGUUGUUGUUGUUGUUUUUAAUUGCAUUGUGUAGAAAGCUUGAUAACUUUUGUGAGAAAUUUUCACUGUAAGGUAUAGCUUUUGCACAAAUUUUGUAUUUUUUCAGAAUGUAGAAUUAGGGUUUUAAAAAACAGACUUGCCCAUUUAACUGCUUCCAGUAGGCUUACACCUAUGUUGUAUGUGCUACAGAGAGGUCCCCCACAGAAAUGAACCUUUCCUCACUUGCAGUGAUCCCUCCACGUGCAGCCUCUGCAGACUUAGAACACUGAAAACCACGGAGCUGCGUCGGCCCACCACUAGAUCAGUAUUGGACAUGAAGGGGCGUUUAGAAGAAUGAAAGGCGUUGCGGAUGUAAGCUGUACAGCUCCAAGGACACCUGCCAGUGGAUAGUGUUGAAAUUUUACUUUUUCUCACCUUCUGAGUUUUGAAGGGAGUUUUUGUGUUCUGUCGCAUGGGUUAAGUGAGACUAGCCAAUGCAGCACUGCAGGAGUCUGGUCAGGGAAUUGGCAGGGUGUUGGUUCCCAUUUAGGGAACAAGGACUGCACCUGUGGUUUCGUUGGUAUUGGAAACUCCCUGGUUAGGGAACUUUCUGCCAGAGCUGGUAGGCAUCCUUUCUGCAGUUUAUCGCCUGAGACUUGCCUAGAGCACCAAGAAGUUGAGUGAGUUGCCGAGGAUCGCAGCCAGUGUGUGUGUCAGAGAUGGGACUGGAACCUGGGCCUAUCCACUGGGCCGCAAUGCCUUUCGUUUACUUAGGCAUAAUCUUGGGAGGCUGAAGAGCAUAUUUCCAUGUUUGAAUGUAGUUUGUAAAUAAAUAUUUGAAGAUAAAAUAAACCUUGAUGGAUUAAUUUAAAA
This is a messenger RNA of Phascolarctos cinereus (koala), 2262 nucleotides long. It is a transcript of the gene YEATS4, whose product is annotated as YEATS domain containing 4. Lineage: Eukaryota; Metazoa; Chordata; Mammalia; Diprotodontia; Phascolarctidae. The record is from RefSeq and is a predicted model, not a curated record. Gene Ontology annotation, biological process: regulation of DNA-templated transcription.